CACCGCCUCAGAGUCCCGCAUCAGCCGCUCCACCACCUCCACCACCGUGAACUCAGCGUCUGUCAAACACGACACAAACAGCGACGUCUUAUCAGAAUAGAUUGGUCCCGCUCAUCAUCAGAUAUGGAAGUGGCAUCCUCCUCCUCCUCCAGUCAAUGCAGAUACAGUUAUGACGAGUAUAAGGAGACAGCAGACUGGCUGCUUUCAAACACAGAGCAGCGUCCUGAAGUAGCCAUCAUCUGCGGUUCAGGCCUGGGCGGUCUGGCUGACAUGCUGGAUAACAAGACUGUGUUCCAGUAUGAGGAUAUUCCACAUUUUCCCAGCAGCACUGUGCAUGGCCAUGCCGGUAAGCUGGUGUUCGGGAAGCUGCAGGGCCGUGAAUGUGUCUGCAUGCAGGGGAGAUUCCACUUCUACGAGGGCUACAGCAUACACACGGUGACGUACCCGGUGCGAGUCUUCCACCUGCUGGGCGUGAAAACUCUGAUUGUGACAAAUGCAGCGGGGGGACUCAAUGGCAGCUACGAUGUGGGAGACAUCAUGCUCGUUAAGGAUCACAUCAACAUGCCAGGCUUUGCAGGGCAGAACCCGCUUUGUGGGCACAAUGAUGAAAGGUUUGGAACGCGUUUUCCUUGCAUGUCGGAUGCAUAUGACCGUACGCUGAGGGAUCUGGCCAAGCAAACAGCAGAGGAGCAGGGCUGCAAAAGUUUCCUGCAGGAAGGGGUUUACUGCAUGCUGUCUGGACCGACAUACGAGACCAUUGCAGAGAGCAGAGCCCUGCAGAUGCUGGGGGCUGAUGCUGUGGGUAUGAGCACAGUGCCAGAGGUGGUGGUGGCUCGUCACUGUGGCUUGCGUGUCUUGGGUCUGUCCCUCAUCACCAACAAGGUUGUGACAGAUUAUGACAGCACUGAGAAGGCAAACCACGAGGAGGUGCUGAAGGCCACCAAGCGCAGAGCCGAGGACCUCCAGAGGCUCGUCAGCCACCUCAUCGCCAAGAUCUAGUACCUUCACCUGAAAUCUGCUGACAAAAAAAACAUUUCCAGCCUCACAAUUAAGUCAUUGGUGACUAGCUUUGGACAAAAGGUAAAAAAAAUUGGUGUAGAUGGUGAACUGGUCAAGUAUGUGUGAAUAAAUGAUUACUUAUUUGGG
Sebastes umbrosus (honeycomb rockfish) is the source of this 1146-nucleotide messenger RNA. It is a transcript of the gene pnp6, whose product is annotated as purine nucleoside phosphorylase 6. Bases 124 to 999 code for a protein of 291 amino acids. Gene Ontology annotation, biological process: nucleoside metabolic process. The transcript has 6 exons. Gene Ontology annotation, molecular function: purine-nucleoside phosphorylase activity. The record is from RefSeq and is a predicted model, not a curated record. NCBI's taxonomy places the organism in Eukaryota, Metazoa, Chordata, Actinopteri, Perciformes, Sebastidae. Gene Ontology annotation, cellular component: cytoplasm.